AAUCUGGUAUGUUUUGACCGGCCCGGCCACGGAUGCUGCGUCGCUGUCUGCUGUGUUUACAAAAAUUACGACUCGAUCUAGAUUAUAAAUUAUAAAUCUAGACAUCUAUAUCUAGUCUUGAGGCCUGAGAAAAAUCACCAAGGAUCGCAAGGCACCUAUUUUUAAUUGUGUGAGUUGUGUUGUUGGAACUCUCCAGCUGAUGAGAACCAAUGACAAUGAGACUUACAGCAAAUCUGACCUCCUUCCUGUUCCUAAUGCUGCUGUAUCCCAGUGCUUCGACCUUGAAUCACCGCACUGUGUUCGUAGUUUUUGGAGGUAACGGAGACCUAGCAGCCAAGUACCUGUGGCAGGGAAUCUUUAACGUAUACCAAGCUCAGACGGAAGAACUGACCGAGGAAAGGAUUCGAGUUGAAGGCAGUCAGGGCGUCAACCGCACCUUUGAUUUUUUCUCCGUUGGACGAACGAAUCAAGAAAAAGGAACUGUUCUGCUCAAUGAAAUACUCAAGUCAAAUGUCAGAUGCAAUGAGGAUGGAGAAGAACCCUUGGCAGUCCACGUGUGCGAGAAAAAGAGAAAAGAAAUGCUGGAGAAAGUGAGCUAUAUAUCUGCUCUCACAGACGAAGAUUUCACAUUUCUGUGCUCGGAGAUUACGUCAAAGUUUUCUUCUGAGAAGGGUGGGAAAGUGAUCAAGGAAGUUAUGCUGUAUAUGGCCAUUGCUCCUUCAUCGUACGAGUCCGUUUUACAAAAGUUCUACAACACGUGUAAGAGUAAAGGGGAACAAGAUAUACAGUGGAAACUUGCCCUUGAGAAACCUUUUGGGCUCAACAGGGAAUCAGUGGAGUUGGUGUCUGAGAAAAUGCUGAAUUUCUUCCAAGAGGAGGAAAUCUACAGAGUUGAUCACUAUUUGGGAAAGCCAGUGGUUCAGUCUAUUUUGCCGUUUCGAGAGCGACUGGACGUGUACAACAGCCUGGGCGUGCUGCGAGACGUCCAUCAGAACCACCUGACAGAGCUGCUCACCCUCGUUGCGAUGGACGUGCCGGCCGACCUGCGGAACACGAAGCUGGUGAACGAGAACAAAGAGAGGCUGCUGCGACAGGUGGAGUCUGUUCGCCGGCACAACUCUCUGUUUGGCCAGUAUUCCGAGUACAAGGAUCAGCUGAAAUCUCUGCCGUCAAACGCCUCUGUAGGAGAUAAUGUCCCAACGUUCGCAGCGGCUGUGGUGAAGAUCAACUCCCCGAGGUGGAAGUCUGUCCCGUUCUUGUUGGUCUCUGGGAAGAAACUUGAUCAAAGAGAAACCUACGUCAGAAUUGUGUUCAAAAAUAAUUUUGUGUGUGUUUCGCAUUGUCUAGACGACAGCUUGGAUGAUGAAGGAAAGCACACCAAACAAAUAAUCUUUCACAUUGGUCAUGGGAGCAUGAAGAGGCCCUCUAUUUUGGUGGCUAAAUCAUUUGGUGACCCUCUGUGGCCGGAAAAUGUCCAAGAGUCGAUCGACCCAACGUUGUUUUCAUCCUCUGUAGCUUAUGGUGAAAGGUUUGACCACUUUUACGUAGGCUCUGUCGGGAGAAACACUCUGGCUUACGAGUCUGUUUUGGGCAACAUCCUCGCUGAAAAAAGAGAGUUCUUUGUGAACUCUAGACAUCUAUCUUUAUCUUGGCGUAUUUGGGACUAUUUAGUAGGUGUCGAAAAAUCGAUUCGUAUUUACGAAAGCUUUGAUCCGCAUGAGCAGCUCAAUUUCAUCAUGAAAGAGAGUCAGCUGGAGUUUUCUCACUCGCCUGACGACAUCCUGGCGUCGGAGCAGGACAAGACUCUGCUGUCUCACAGCGACCGCUCGCACCACGACUACACGCAGAGUUCGGCAACGUUCCUGGGGCGGAGGCUAGUCACAAGCAGAACGGACACUCUCGCCUUCUUACUAGCUCAAGAAAUUGACCGAGCUGCCGAAGUGGAGAUACAGACCAAAGGGUCUUUCCACAUCGCAUUCCCCGGCGGUCAGUCGGUGGUCAAGUUGUUCCAAGUGCUGGCUCAGUCGUUGGCCAACCUCCACUGGCAGUCCAUCCACGUGUGGCAGCUGGAUGAGCGCUGUGUGCCGCACCAAGACGAGCGCUCCAACUUUCAGGUUCUGGACAGAGAGCUUCUCCGCUUUGUGGACAUCCCCUACGCCAACAUCCACAGCAUGCCCGUGGUGGCGGGCGGGCGGCUGUGCGACCAGGAGCUAGGGGGCGCUCACGCCUACGCUGAUGCUCUGCGACACGCGGUGCCCAACUCUCAGCUAGACUUUAUCGUGCUGGGCGCAGGCGCGGACGGCCAUGUUGCCUCGCUGUUCCCUGCCAGCAGCGUUCUCCACGUGGACAGCUCCACACUGGUGGUCACGCACGACGAGGGCCCGGACUUUGCCCGACGACGGAUGACCCUCACACUCCCCGCCAUAAACAGAGCCAAGCACGUGGCCAUACUGGCCACAGGGAAACACAAACAGGAAGUGAUCAGCAAGCUGGAGGGGUCAAAGAGCGUGGAUGAGUUCCCUGUGCUCGGGGUGCACCCGGUCAACGGCACGCUGUCCUGGUACAUGGACUAUGACGCUUAUUUCCCGGGACAGUAACACGUUGUUUGCCACGACUUAGAAUAGGGAGGGAGACGAGUGU
Aplysia californica (California sea hare) is the source of this 2640-nucleotide messenger RNA. Its product is annotated as GDH/6PGL endoplasmic bifunctional protein. Gene Ontology annotation, cellular component: endoplasmic reticulum. The record is from RefSeq and is a predicted model, not a curated record. NCBI's taxonomy places the organism in Eukaryota, Metazoa, Mollusca, Gastropoda, Aplysiida, Aplysiidae. Gene Ontology annotation, biological process: pentose-phosphate shunt, oxidative branch; glucose metabolic process; pentose-phosphate shunt. Gene Ontology annotation, molecular function: NADP binding; 6-phosphogluconolactonase activity; glucose-6-phosphate dehydrogenase activity.